AGCAGCCAACAUGGCGACUUCCACGGGACAAAACGGAAAAGCUGUUUCUACUUCAGAUGUGGAUCUGUUACUGCACCCUGAACUGUUGUCUCAAGACUUUAUGCAGCUAAUUUUAAGUGAGAAAAAUGUCAGUGCCAGAGACUGUGGGAGCAGGGACCGGCUCACAGAGCUGUACCUCCAGCAUGUCAUCCCGCUGCCGCAGAGGACGUUACCCAACAGCCGCUGGGGGAGGAAGAUGGAGAAGAGCCGGGGGAGGCGGACAGCUGACGGUCACGGCUCAGACAGGUACCGGUCCACAUGGACGUUAUUGU
Messenger RNA from Stegastes partitus (bicolor damselfish), 311 nucleotides. RefSeq names its product chromosome unknown C2orf49 homolog (gene tslig2). Gene Ontology annotation, cellular component: tRNA-splicing ligase complex. Gene Ontology annotation, biological process: embryonic morphogenesis. The transcript has 2 exons. NCBI's taxonomy places the organism in Eukaryota, Metazoa, Chordata, Actinopteri, Pomacentridae. The record is from RefSeq and is a predicted model, not a curated record. The annotation marks the transcript as partial.